UGACGACGUAGACAUAGUAGAAUGAAUGAGAGGCAGCCGAGAGCACGAGAGCCAUGAGACAGACCCACGCCGAGCUUCACACGAUGAUGCUGUGAGGAGGAUUUUUCUUCUAACGCUAAAAAACAGAUAAAACAAUCAGAACCACUUCGUCGUCUUGAAGCGCAAUGGCACGAGGAGAGGGCGCGGAGCAGUUCUCGGCGACUUUACUGACAGUCAAACCUUUAAACACUGAGAUCAAACCGGCAAAGCCAAAGAAAGGGAAAACUCGUCUGUCUGUGUGCAGUAAGCUGUGCUAUGCCUUUGGCGGAGCUCCGUACCAGAUCACAGGCAGCGCUCUGGGCUUCUUCCUCCAGAUCUAUCUGCUCGAUGUGGCACAGCUGGAUCCCUUUUAUGCCUCCAUCAUCCUGUUUGUUGGCCGGGCCUGGGAUGGUAUCACAGACCCGACGGUGGGUUUCCUGGUGAGCCGGAGUAGAUGGACCAGCAUCGGCCGCAUGAUGCCCUGGAUCCUUUUGUCGACUCCGUUCGCGGUGCUGACUUACUUCCUCAUCUGGUACGUGCCUCCAUUUGAGGAAGGAAAGGUCGUCUGGUAUCUGAUCUUUUACUGCCUCUUCCAGUCAAUGCAGACGUGCUUUCAUGUUCCGUAUUCAGCCCUCACCAUGUUCAUCAGCAACGACCAGAAAGAGCGAGAUUCCGCCACUGCCUAUCGUAUGAUGGUGGAGGUGUUGGGCACAGUGCUGGGAACCGCAAUCCAAGGCCAGAUAGUAGGCGGCGCCUCCAACUGUCCCGAUGAGACUGAACAUGAGAACAUCACAAACUCAUCCAGAGUCAACAUAACCAGAGCUUCACUGGAUGAGACAAAAAAUGCUUACUUGAUGGCUUCAGGGGUCAUCUGCGUCAUCUACGUCGCGUGUGCUGUGAUCUUGUUUCUGGGUGUGAAGGAGCAAAAAGAGAGUGGGAGGAAGAAGUCAGAGCCGCUCACCUUCCGUAAGAGCCUCUGGGUGAUCAUGACUCACGGACCGUACGUUAAACUGGUCAUCGGCUUCCUCUUCACCUCACUGGCCUUCAUGCUACUGGAGGGAAACUUUGCCCUCUUCAUCACCUACGCCCUCGGUCACAGGAAGCACUUCCAGAAUAUUCUCCUGGUCAUCAUGCUUUCUGGGUCCCUCACCAUCCCGUGGUGGCACUGGUUUCUGACCCGGUUCGGGAAGAAGAAAGCAGUUUACUUUGGCAUCUCGUGGGCCGUACCCUUCAUGAUCCUGAUCGUCUCUAUUAAGAGCAACCUGGUCGUUUCUUACUUGGUCUCGGUGGCAGCCGGUGCGAGUGUGGCUGCAGCGUUCCUCCUCCCUUGGUCAAUGCUUCCUGACGUAGUGGAUGACUUCAAAAUUAAUAAUCCAGACAUCCACGGUCAUGAAGCUCUCUUUUACUCCUUCUACGUGUUCUUCAUCAAGUUUGCCUCUGGAGUAUCUCUGGGUAUCUCCACCCUCAGUUUAAAAUUUGCCGGCUAUGUGACCGGGGACUGUGUACAACCCGAGGCUGUCAGUUUAACCCUGAAGGUGCUGGUGUCUCCUGUGCCCGUGUUUCUGAUUGCCGUGGGACUGUUGAUACUGAAGACUUACCCCAUCGAUGAGGAGAGGAGGCAGGGCAACCGAAAAUUAAUGCAGCAAAUGUUGGACUCUGAAGCAGACUCCGAAAGCUCAGAACUUGGGAGUUGCGUGUAGCAGCAGAGGAUGAGCCGACCACCAUCGCUGGUUUGCGUGUUUGCACAGGCUGUUGAGGGACCACCGGUUUUCUGGACUGACACUGGAGGGACCACAGACCACUACUGAAGCAUCAUCAGCUUCUAAACGGCUCCCUCCAGCGGCUCACACUGGUUUACGUCUCCCUCUAGUGGCGGGCCGCUGUCAACUCGUGUGAAGAGUGUUUUCUGUUGUCCUACAUCUCCAGCUGUGUCCCAGAUGAAUUCCGUUUACAAAAACUAAAAAGCAACCACAACACAAAAAUCUACAGUGUGUAUUUUUGUCAGUGUAAAACCAAAGUCCCAGGUUCACUUCGUCUUUACACACUCUGUCCUUUUCAGUGGUUUUCUCUCACUCUUUAGCUGAAAUACAGCAGGAGAUCUGUGUAAAUUUUAACUGAAAUGGACAGAAGUAUCGCACCGCUUCAUUAUUUAAUCAUAUCUCACACACACAUUUUUGUUUGCCUUCAGCAGCUACAGCUCCUAUAAACAAACUGAUGCUGGUUUGAGUUUCACUCAGCAAAGAGAAGUCUCUUUUUCCAAAGAUGUAAAGUUUACUGACAUGUUCCUGGAGCUUUCAGUUUCUGUUUUACAUCUCCAGCUGUGAGCAGCUCCUUGAUGCCUUCUAGGGACAAUAGUAUUCAUCCUUGUUACCACUCUAUGCCUACACUACAUCCUCAAAGCCUAUUUAGAAAUGCGUUGGCAUUGAGAGAUUUGUGGUAUCGUUCUUGACACAUUUAUUUACUGGUUUACGGGAUCUGACAAACACUUGUGCAGAUUGGAGUGUGACAUUACCUGUGAUGUUUACUAUGUUUUAGCUGUGAAGCGUCCUGUUCAGAGGCUGCUCUGGAGGAAAUGUUCAGUAUGAGCCCUUAUUUAUGAAGGGCAUGAUGGCACUAUUCCACUAAUUGGAGUUGUACUGACCUUUGCUGCAGUUUCUACUUUUUGCUUUAUAGAACUUUUCAUAAAAGCAAAAACUUGAAGUGUACCUCAAUGUCCUGAAGGGGAAACGGCAUCUUGCUAAAGAUUAUAAUCUACAAUAUCUGACUCACUGCCUUACAGACACGUCUGAUUAGUUGCAACUGAGAUUUUCUGGUGAAGGAUUGUUUGUUUUUUUUAUGCUGCUGGAAAAUGUUACACGUUCCACCUUCUUCUGCUUUAACCGUUCAGCCGAUCUCCAUCAGGUUCAAUAGACAUUUCUGAAUGUGCUUUUACAGCUAAGUCAACUCCAGUAUGAAGUCAUUUCAUCAGGCAUGUUCUCACUCCUCAGGAGAGAAAAAUGCUUUAUUUAACUACUUAUUUAAAGAAACUAAGGGAUAUCAGCUUUCUUAUGGAAGCCUAUGUGUAUAAUAAUUAAUGACUGAUUAUUGUUGACUGUAUGAAGUGAUUUGAGUCGUGGAAAAACUGAACAUCGAAAUGGGGAUUUUUUUUUUUGUCCUUGCUGUAAUGUCAUUAAGAAGAUGCCUUUGCAGAAUUGUGACUCAAAAACCACAGCCUAAAUGCAGAUUUUGUUUGUUUUUUUAAAAAAUUUAUAAGUUGUGUGGGAGGAAUUUGUUCUCACUUUAGAUGACUUGGUCACCACAAAUGAUGGUUUAUUUUUGGGGAUUUCAACAAGAAAUCAUAAUAUAUUUCUGAAGUUGCACUGAAUGAACAGAAUCAAGCUCAUUACAUCUCUCCUGGGCCUCCUUCUAUGCUGCUGUUUGUAUGAAGUGUAAAUACUUUUUUCUGACUCUGAUCAUGAUUAGCAAUAUUUCAAUCAGUGAAGAGAGAAAUCCAUGUGCUGUAAAUGUGUAAUUUUAAGUCUAUGAAUAAAGUUUGUCUAGAUAAAGAAAAUGAA
Messenger RNA from Acanthochromis polyacanthus (spiny chromis), 3572 nucleotides. Its product is annotated as sodium-dependent lysophosphatidylcholine symporter 1-B-like. Gene Ontology annotation, cellular component: membrane. The transcript has 14 exons. NCBI's taxonomy places the organism in Eukaryota, Metazoa, Chordata, Actinopteri, Pomacentridae. Gene Ontology annotation, molecular function: lysophospholipid:sodium symporter activity. The record is from RefSeq and is a predicted model, not a curated record. The coding region runs from base 165 to 1718 and encodes 517 amino acids. Gene Ontology annotation, biological process: carbohydrate transport.